Molecule: messenger RNA, 5738 nt
Organism: Phalacrocorax carbo (great cormorant)
Lineage: Eukaryota; Metazoa; Chordata; Aves; Suliformes; Phalacrocoracidae
Source: RefSeq, a predicted model, not a curated record
AGGGGGCGGGAGGACUCGGUUUCCCGUGAGGCGGCAGGAGCGGUUCCGGCGGGCGGCUCCGGCGGGCGCAGGCCGGGAUGGAGGCCGUGCCCCGCAUGCCCAUGAUCUGGCUCGACCUCAAGGAAGCCGGGGAGUUCGCGUUCAACGCCGCUGUCAAGAAGUUUGUCUUGAAGAACUAUGGAGAGAACCCAGAGAACUACAAUGAGGAGCUGCGGAAGCUGGAGGUUCUCCGGCAGAGCGCUGUCAACGUGCCCAGGGACUUUGAGGGCUGCAGCACGCUGCGGAAGUACUUUGGCCAACUCCACUACCUGCAGAGCCGCAUCCCCAUGGGCGCUGAGCAGGAGGCGGCGGUCCCCAUCGCGUGGACUGAGAUCUUCUCUGGCAAGACGGUGACUCACGAGGACAUCAAGUACGAGCAGGCAUGCAUCCUCUACAACCUGGGUGCGCUGCACUCCAUGCUGGGCGCCAUGGACAAGCGAGUGUCCGAGGAGGGCAUGAAGGUUUCCUGCACCCAUUUCCAGUGUGCUGCCGGGGCGUUUACGUACCUGCGGGAUCACUUCCCUCACUCCUACAGCGUAGACAUGAGCCACCAGAUCCUCAACCUCAACAUCAACCUCAUGCUGGGCCAGGCACAGGAGUGUCUCCUGGAGAAGUCCAUGCUGGACAACAGGAAGAGUUUCCUCGUGGCCCGGAUCAGCGCCCAGGUGGUGGAUUACUACAAAGAGGCCUGCCGGGCGCUGGAAAACUCGGAGACGGCCUCGCUGCUGGGAAAGAUCCAGAAAGAUUGGAAGAAGCUGGUUCAAAUGAAGAUCUAUUAUUUUGCUGCUGUGGCCCAUCUGCACAUGGGAAAACAAGCCGAGGAGCAGCAGAAGUUUGGGGAAAGGGUCAUCUACUUCCAGAGCGCUUUGGAUAAACUCAACGAAGCUAUCAAGCUGGCAAAGGGCCAGCCAGAAACCGUCCAGGAAGCCCUGAGAUUCACCAUGGAUGUGAUCGGUGGCAAGUACAACUCGGCCAAAAAGGACAAUGACUUCAUCUACCACGAAGCUGUGCCUGCUCUGGACACCCUGCAGUCCGUGAAAGGUGCUCCACUGGUGAAAGCCCUCCCUGUCAACCCCACGGAUCCAGCCGUCACCGGCCCCGACAUAUUUGCCAAGCUGGUGCCCAUGGCUGCCCACGAGGCCUCUUCGCUCUACAGUGAGGAGAAGGCCAAACUGCUGAGAGACGUGAUGGCGAAGAUCGAAGCCAAGAAUGAAGUGCUGAACCAGUUCACGGACUCCCUGCAACUGGACCCCGAGACCGUGGACAACCUCGACAUGUACAGCCACAUCCCCCCCAUCCUGAUGGAGAAAUGUGCCGCGCUCAGCGUGCGCCCUGACACCGUCAAGAACCUCGUCCAGUCCAUGCAGGUGCUCUCUGGGGUCUUCACCGAUGUGGAGGCUUCCCUGAAGGAGAUCCGAGACCUCUUGGAGGAGGACGAGGGGCAGGAGCGGAAGCUGCAGGAGCUGCUGGGGAAGGCCCCGGCGCCCCAGGGGUCCCCCCCGCCGCCAUCCCCGGGGCUGGCCGAGGUCAGCAAGGAGUGCUCCAAGUACCUGGAGGCGCACGAGAAGGCCAGCUUCACCAACACCGAGCUCCACAAAGCCAUGAACCUCCACAUCGGCAACCUCCGCCUGCUCAGCGGGCCGCUGGAGCAGGUCCGGGCGGCGCUGCCCUCGCCCACCUUGACCGAAGAUGACAAGCAGGUGCUGCAGAACCUGAAACGAAUCCUGGGCAAGGUGCAGGAGAUGAAGGACCAGCGGACGUCCCUGGAGCAGCAGCUGCGCGAGAUGAUCCAGAAGGACGAUAUCACCACCUCGCUGGUCACCACCGACCGCUCUGAGAUGAAGAAACUCUUUGAGGAGCAGCUGAAGAAGUACGACCAGAUCAAGGUGUACCUUGAGCAGAACUUGGCUGCCCAGGAGAACAUCCUGAAGGCCCUGACGGACGCCAAUGUCAAAUACGCGGCUGUGCGCAAGGUCCUGGCCGAGGUGGAGCACAAGUGGAACACGACCGUCCAGACCUUGGUGGCUUCCUACGAAGCCUAUGAGGACCUGAUGAAGAAAUCGCAGGAGGGGAAGGACUUCUACACCGACCUGGAGGGGAAAGCCGCCAAGCUGCUGGAGAAGGCCCGGGCUGCCUGCCAAGCCGCCGAGGCCAACAGGCAGCAGAUCCUGGAGAAGGAGAUGAAGAAGCAGCCGCCCCCUCGGCCCACGGCCCCCAAACCCGCCCUGCAGAGGAAAGCGCUGGAGCUGGACGCCGCGGGGCUGGACGCCGGCGACCUGCCGCUGCCCCUGAGCUCCCUGGUGCUGUCGGAGCUGCCGGAGGAGCUGCGCAGCCUGCCGCCCGAUGUGCUGGCCGGGCACCUGGCCCGCCUGCCCCCCGCCACGCUGACCGCGCUGACCCUCACCCCGGCCGCUGGCCUGCGGCCCCCCGAGCCAUUCCUGCCUGCGCCGCGCCUGGCCAGCGCCCCACUGCAGCCCUUCGCCCCCACCCACUUCCCGGCACCCCCUGCCCUCCCUGGGCACUACCGCCUGCCGCCGGUGCCCACUGUGUUGCCCACCUUUCCCCCUGGCGGGGGCUCUGCGGCACAGCUCCUGCAGCCCCCCGCCCCACAGGUGGCCGGGCCCCCUCCCAGCUCGGCCCCCACCGCAGCCCCCCAGCUCUUCCCGGCCGCCCCGCUGACGCGAGGCCCGGUGCAGCCCGGCUACGUGGGGUCCCCCACGCUUCCCCCCUGCUCAUCCCCGCAGCACAGCCCCCUGCCCGGCUCCGCUCCUGCUGCCUCCUACGGCCUGGGCCAGCCCGGUGUGCCCGCGGCUGGCCUCCCCCGGCCCCCCGCCCUGGGGCCAGCACCCAUGCGUGGCCCUGAGCCGGCCCCGGGCCCCCGGCCGGCCACCACUACGGUGGACAGCAUCCAGGCCCCCAUCUCCAGCUGCACCGUGCCCCCACGGCUCCCCGGCCCCUUCCUGGCCCCGCAGCGCCCGGGGCUGCCCGCUUCCCCCUUCCCCUACAGUCGGGGGGGGCUGCAGCCCUUUGCGCACCCCCCCCAGGCCCCCUUCCCUCCCAGGCACCACCCCCACACCUUCACCCCGGCGGCGCAGCUCCAGCCCCCCGUCGAUGUGCCCCCUCGUGCCCAGGGUCACCAGCCGUUCCCCCCACCCCCCUUCCUGCCCCCGGGGAGAGGCCAGGUCCCACUGCCCUUCCAGCCGCCCCUCCGGCCCCCCCUGGCCCAGUUUGCCCAGCAGCCCUUCACCGGCCCUGGUGGGGGGCAGCCCACGCUGCCACAGCUCUACCAGGUCCCGAGGCAGGACAAGCUGCACCCCCAGGGGGUCCCCCCCAGCACGGGUGCCCUGCCCUUCCCCAGAGCUCCUGGCCAGGGCCUUCCACCCACGCAGCCCCUGCACCCCACCCUGGGGGGGCUGCAGCCGGUGCCCCCUGCCUCCCCCGCUCUGCCCUUCUGCCCCAGCCCCGCACCCCCCAGCAGCCAGGUGCCCCCUGGCACCGUGGCCAUGGGCCCCCCACCGCCUGCCCCUGCCAGCCAGGCGGCCUCCCCCCACGUCGCCCCCUCUCCUAGCCCCAGCCUGAGCCAGGUGCAGGGCACGGUGGGGGUCCAGGGUCCCCUCGUCCCCUCCCCGGCCCCCUCCCCGCAGCCGGCGCUGCCCAUGCAGCCCCCAGCGCCGGUGCCCAGCUCUGGCAGCCUGCCGCAGAGACCCCCACCCUCGCUGACGCCCGGGGCGGCCCCGCUCUCCCAGGGCCCCAGCGAGGCCCCCUUCCAGCGGCAGAGCUCCUCCACCGACGAUCUCCUGUCCUCCAGCCCUGAGAGCCAGCACGGCGGCUCCAAGGCGGCCGUCGGCCAGCCCCUGCUGCAGCCCACCAAGGCGGAUGCCAAGGAAGGGCAGAAACCCAAAGCGGUGCAGCUGAUCGAGAACGAUCCCUACGAGAAACCGGAGCGAGUCCUACGGCUGCUGGGGGAACUCGACCGCUUCCGUGGGCUGGUGGAGCGGCUGGAGCAGCCGGGGCCCAGCGGCAGCGCCGAGCUGGACGCCGUCUGGAAGGAGCUGCAGGACAGCCAGGAGCGGGACGCCCGGCAGCUCUCCAUCGCCAUCGCCCGCUGCUACUCCAUGAAGAACCGGCACCAGGACAUCAUGCCCUACGACAGGAACCGCGUUGUCCUCUGCUCGGGCAAGGACGACUACAUCAACGCCAGCAGGGUGGAGGACCUCUCGUCCUACUGCCCCACCAUCAUCGCCACCCAGGCCCCGCUGCUGGGCACCGCUGCUGACUUCUGGCUGAUGAUCUACGAGCAGAAGGUCUCCGUCAUCGUCAUGCUGGUGUCGGAGCAGGAGCUGGACAAGCAGAAGGUGCUGCGGUACUUCCCGCCGGAGCGGGGCCAGCCCAUGGUGCAGGGACCCAUCACCCUGGUCCUCACCAGCCUGAAGGUCGCUCCCACCCACGUGGAGAGGAUGAUCACGCUGCAGUACCGUGACCAGAGCCUCAAGCGCACCGUCAUCCACCUCCAGUUCACCUCCUGGCCAGAGCUGGGCCUGCCUGACAGCAAGGGGAGCCUCCUCCGCUUCAUCCAGGAGGUGCACGGCCACUACCUACACCAGCGCCCGCUCCACACCCCCGUCGUGGUGCACUGCAGCUCCGGCGUGGGCCGCACCGGGGCCUUCUGCCUGCUCUACGCGGCCAUGCAGGAGGUGGAGGCCGGUAAUGGCAUCCCCGACCUGGCCCAGCUGGUGAAGCGGAUGCGGCAGCAGCGCAAGCACAUGCUCCAGGAGAAGCUCCACCUCAAGUUCUGCUACGAGGCCGUCCUGCUGCACGCCGAGCAGGUGCUGCACCGCCACGGCGUGGGUGCCCCCGCCGUCCCCAAGGCCACCAACAGUGCCUCCCCCAAGCUCUACUUCCCGCAGGACCCCCAGGACCUGGUGCUGGGGGGGGACAUGCCCAUCAGCUCCAUCCAGGCCACCAUCGCCAAGCUGAGCAUCAAACCAGCGGGGACCAGUGGGGAGCCUGGGGGGGGCUGGGGGCCCGAUCCUGCCCCCCUGCUGGACCCCACCACCACUAUGGAGGUGCCCCUAGUGCUGCCUGACAGCCUGAUGGACGGUGUCCCUGAGCCGCCCCCAGCGGGCCCACCCGUCCCUGAGCCACCCGGUGACACCGAGAGCAGCGACCAUGUGCUGGAGAGCCCUGAGACCCCCGGGGGGCAGCUGGUGGCCCCCCCUGCUGCGCUCUCCUCGCUGGAGCUGCUGGCCUCCCUCACACCCGAGGCCUUCACCCUGGACGCCUCCCUCAAGGGCAAGCAGCGGAUGAACAAGCAGAACUUCCUGCAGGCGCAGACGGGCGAGGGGCUGCGGGGGCCCCGGCCCAGCGACGACCCCCUCAGCAUGCUUGACCCCCUCUGGACGCUUAACAAGACGUGAGGAGGGGGCAGGGUCUUGGGCUCGCCCUGGCCCCCUAAACCCAGCACUACAGCCCUGGGGCUGCUGCCCUGUCCCCCAGGCCCCAGUUUGGGACUGGAGCACCCCAGGGACCUCCUAGGGUACCCGGUGGGGGGGGGGGGGGGGUGUCCUACCUUCCCUCUGUCCCCCCCAGCCCCUCUGCUUUAUACAGGUGUAACACUGGCCCUCGCCACGUUCUUUGACUCCUGUUAGAACUGACUUUUUCAGCUCUUUGCUACUAAAAUAAAGAGAGUUUGAUCUGCA